Molecule: messenger RNA, 2578 nt
Organism: Nymphalis io (European peacock)
Lineage: Eukaryota; Metazoa; Arthropoda; Insecta; Lepidoptera; Nymphalidae
Gene: Su(P)
Product: prostaglandin E synthase 2
Exons: 5
Coding region: 97-1251 (384 amino acids)
Cellular component (GO): mitochondrion
Molecular function (GO): prostaglandin-E synthase activity
Source: RefSeq, a predicted model, not a curated record
UGAGAAGUGUCAACAUUUUCAACUUUCAAGUAUAAUUUUAAUGUCUAUUACUAAAAAUUUACUUUUAAUGUAUAAUAAUUAUUAAAUAACACUAAAAUGUGGCGUCCAACAAUCUUGCGCAGAGUUGUGUUGUCUUCUAUUAAAGAAAAUAUUACAUUAACAAAAUUUUUGUACUCUACUAAAAGUCGAACUCCGCGGUCGACCGCUAAGCUAACCCUCAUUAGUGCGAGUGUCGGUAUUUUAGUAGGAGCUGGAUAUGGUGGUUAUACACAUUAUAAAAUAAACACAAAGAAAUUAUCUGGUCCAUCAGAAAAUGAAGAAUUUGCUUUUUUCAAAGACGCACCAGAAUAUAAGUCUCACUAUAAAGUUGUUAAUGAAGCUGACCAGAGUGACUUACAACUAGUAUUAUUCCAAUAUCAAACUUGCCCAUUUUGCUGUAAGGUUCGAGCCUACUUAGAUGCUCGUGGCAUUAAUUAUGAAAUAGUUGAAGUGGAUGCUGUUCUUCGUCAAGCUAUUAAAUGGUCAGGCUACAAAAAAGUACCAAUAUUACUUGCUAAAGUUGAUGGUGGUUAUCAGCAACUUUUAGAUAGCACAGCAAUUUUAUCUAUUUUGGAAACUCAUAUAAGAGAUAAGUCCUAUUCAUUGCGUGAUAUUGUAAAGUUUUAUCCUGUAACCAAAUUUGAAAAUGAUUCAGGAAAACCUACUACUGAUGUUACAAACAAAUACUUUAUUAUGCACAAUACUUCUGUACCAGAUGAGAAACAGCGUGUUGCUGAGAUUGAAGAACGUGAAUGGCGACAAUGGGCUGAUCGAGUCCUUGUCCAUACAUUAUCACCAAAUGUAUACAGGACAGUGAAUGAAUCACUAGAAACAUUUAAAUGGUUUGAAGAAGCCGGUGGGUGGAGACAGAACUUCCCCAGUUGGGAAUGUGCUGUGAUGGUGUAUGUUGGUGCCGCAGCUAUGUGGAUCAUUUCUAAAAGAUUAAAGUCUAGGCACAAUAUACAAGAUGAUGUCCGUCAGUCUCUGUACAAUGCAGUUAAUGAUUGGAUGAAUGCCAUUAAUAAAAAGGGAACACCAUUCCUUGGAGGUAAAAAACCUAAUCUUGCCGAUAUAUCAGUGUAUGGUAUUCUGAGCAGCAUCGAAGGUUGUAAAGCCUUUCAAGAUUUAAAGGAAAACACAGAUGUCAGUAAAUGGUUUGAUAACAUGAAGAAUAAUAUGAAUGAGACUCGAGGAAGAAUGAUAACAGUCUAAUUGUAACAUGGUCACUGUUAUUAAAAAUAACUGCAGAUGCGACUUGGUUUCAUUGCUCAUAUUUCAUGCUAGUGAUAUUAAUGAUUUAGUUUCUUUUGUAUAACAAUUUUAAUUUCGGUUUGAUGUUUUUAUUUAUGAUAGUUCAUUAAAGUUAUUCAGCAGGCUCAUAACAUAAUGUAAUCAUCAUUAUUUUCAUAAGUUUAUCAACAAUCAUUAUUUUAUUAUAUAUGUAUCAACAUGUAAAAAAACCGCGAAUUUUCAAUAUGUAGUGUGACUAUUAAUUAAGCCUUAAGUAAUCUGCACUGUAAAGUUUUAGAAAAAUGAUUCAAUUAUUAAUUAGAAAACUAUGUUGAUUUCUUUAGCGGAUUCGUGUUUAAAUAACCUAUGACUUUUUUUUAACAUAGCCUAUAAAAAUUGGCUUAGUAUCUUGCUUUAGCCAAGUAUGUAAAAGAAAUUAUAGAAACAAUAGUAAAUUUUUAUUUGUUAUUCAAUAACGGUUUUAUUCAUAAAGGUUGUUUAGUCGCGGUGUUUAGUUAAACACUGAUUUCCUGUGUAUGACAUUCGAUAGAAGAAGACGCAGCAUUUUUUAACAAUAAUUAUAUAUCCUAAUAACUAAACAACAUUUAAAGAAAAAGCCGUUUGUUGUUGUUGUAAUAAAUGACAAAUUAAUUUUUAAUAUAUUUUAUCUUAAUAAAAAUCCUGUAAGUACCAUUUGUGCGCAAUAUAUGCUUUACAAGCAUAACGUACUCCAUAAUCAUUAUUGAGGACAUAAUGCUAUUAUAAAGGUGUAACUUUGAUUGAUUGCAAUUGUUGGCUAUUAUUAUUUUUAUUAAAUGAAUUAAAAUCGCUUUUUCAGACAGGCAUUUUCUGUUAUGUCUACCCUUUUGUUUUGGCCAAAACUAAAUAUGUACAAACUUUGUUUUGCCUGCGACUUUGUUCUUUAUUGGAAUUAAGUUUUAAAAAAUAAGGAUAAUGUGAAUGUAUUGAUUGUCGAUUUGCGAAUUCUUAUAGGUUUCUAAAUGAUGUACGAUUUUUAAAUGCAGUUUAAGCAAUGUAGUAUACAUUAAUAGUAGUAUAGUUAAAGACGGUUAAUAUAUUCAAACAUGUAAUAUUUUUUAUAUUUACUACAUUUAAUUUAUUUUUGCUCUUUGUUUAUCGAAAAAUAUAAAUAUCAAGUGAUUGUUGAUAAAUUUUUGUUCUUUAUUUAUAUACUGGAUGUUGUAUUAACCCUCGCUAGUGCGUAUUUAUAUUUGCGGUAGUAAACUGCCAUUAGAAUAGACUAUGUAUUGUAGGUAUAUGAUUAAUUCAAUAAUAAAACAUUCUUGUA